Serendipita indica DSM 11827 is the source of this 3486-nucleotide messenger RNA. The record is from the annotation of a GenBank genome assembly. NCBI's taxonomy places the organism in Eukaryota, Fungi, Basidiomycota, Agaricomycetes, Sebacinales, Serendipitaceae.
AUGUCGACUGAAGCUGCUAAGUCGAGGGCUUCGUUCAAACUAGAGAACGAUCCGGACGCUACGGCGGCUGCUACCCCCGCCAUGUCAACGAAAGUGGAGGUAAACGAGAUAGACGCAAUCAGAGAAAAAGGUAAAACCACAGUUGAGGACGUCGAAGCAUCUACCAAGCCUGCCAACGCCAUAAACGAAUCGGACCUCCUCACAGGCAAACGUCUAUGGCUUGUCUGGUCGGCUUUCUUGCUCUCCGUUCUGCUCGUCGCUUUGGAUAACACAAUCGUCUCCACGGCUCUACCAAAGCUUGCAUCACAUUUCAAUGCAUUGGAUCAGUUGACGUGGAUUGUGUCCGCCUAUCUGCUCACUCAAGCUGGCUUCAUCCUCAUCUUCGGACAAAUCUUGACCAUUGUCCCGACCAAAUGGAUCUACUUGUUCGUUAUUGCCCUCUUCGAGAUUGGCUCUCUCAUUUGCGGAGUUGCCCCUUCGAUGAACGUCUUGAUCUUCGGACGUGCCGUUGCUGGUGUCGGAGCGAGCGGCAUUUUCACCUCCAUCCUCACCGUUGUCUCGUACGCGACCAGGCUGGAACAGAGACCGCUCCUCUUCGGCACUUUUGGAGCAGUCUUUACAUUCGCAUCAGUGGUCGGCCCAUUGCUUGGAGGCGUCUUUACAGACAAAGUCAGCUGGAGGUGGUGUUUCUACAUCAAUCUCCCUCUUGGCGCACUCGCAAGUUCAAUCGCGGCUGUUGCAUUCCUUCUCCCAGUUCGGGCCGCCACACCCAACAAACUCUACGAUGGACUAACGACAGCACAAAAGUUCCGGAAACUCGAUUUCGUGGGCGGGUUUUUGUCACUCGCAAUGAUCACGCUAUUCUUGAUCCCACUCCAAUGGGGAGGCAAUACGCGUGAAUGGAACGAUCCGGUCGUCAUUGGUCUUCUCGCUGGAUUUGGCGCGCUUUUGAUCAUAUUCCUUCUCUGGGAGUGGCGCAUGGGGGAAUAUGCUAUCACUCCAUUCAAGAUGUUCAAGAAUCGAACUCAAUCCGGCGCAUCCGUCGAACUCUUCUUCAUUUUCUUUGCCUUUUUACUCCUGGUCAUCUAUCUUCCAUUCCUUUACCAGGCCAAAGGCCGUACGGCGGUCCAGUCUGGCAUUGACAUCAUCCCCCUCCAGCUCGCAAGCAUUCUAGGCAUUGCUGUGAGCAGCACAGUUAUUCGUGCAACGGGUAAAUACAAACCGUGGCUCAUUGGCGGUCCUUGGUUUGCAGCAAUUUCGGGUGGCCUAUUUUAUACUGUCGACGUUCACACCUCGAAUGCCAAGCUUAUUGGUUACCAAAUCGUCUUUGGCUUCGGUACAGGCUCGGCUUUCCAAAAUACACUGAUUGCCAUCCAGGCCGAGUUCAAUGAUCAACCCGAGCUGAUCCCACAGGCCAGCGCCGUCGCAAGUUUUGCCCAACUCGUCGGAGGGACACUCGGAAUCGCAGUAGCCGGGACCAUCUUCUCCAAUCAACUCGUGCGGAAUCUUUCGGGACCCAUUGGUGAUGCACUCGGCCCUCAACUCGUGCGGGCUGUUCGCCAGAGCGUUACUGUCGUUUUUUCUCUCCCAGCAGAACAACGUCAGCCGGUCGUCGACGCAUAUGUCGACGCGGUAGCGACAAUGCUCGUGACCAUCGUCCCGGUGAUGACUAUUGCGGGUAUUUCCGCAUUUGCCAUUCGAGAUUGGAAUCUCAAGGAGCGCGGAGGUGCUGCGGGAGACAACCGUCUCAACAGGCCUCUCACGUUCAAAGAUGUCAGCUACAAUUCCCAAGCCCAGCUCCUCAAAGAGCCAACCGUGACGACGACUGUCACGCCAGCAAUGUCAACCACAGAACAAGUAACGGAGGCGCAUGUAAACAAUGGUCCAAGUAGCCUAGAGAAGGCUUCGACAUCCGCUCAAAACCCAAUGGAGUCGGAUAUCCUCACCGGCAAGCGUUUGUGGUUCAUCUGGUCCGCUUUCUUGCUCUCUGUUCUUCUCUUCGCUCUGGACAACACAAUUGUCUCGACGGCUCUACCAAGACUCACAUCUCAAUUUAAUGCGCUGGAUCAGCUAACAUGGGUUUUCUCGACUUAUCUACUUACUCAAGCCGGGUUUAUGCUAAUAUUUGGUCAAAUAUUAACCAUUGUGCCAACCAAAUACAUCUACUUGAUGGUUAUUGUCCUCUUCGAAAUUGGCUCCUUGAUAUGUGCCGUCGCCCCCUCAAUGAACAUUCUGAUUUUUGGCCGUGCGAUCGCUGGUCUCGGCGCAAGCGGCAUCUUUACCUCUAUCCUAACUGUUAUGUCCUAUGCGACGAAGCUGGAGCAGAGGCCUUUUUUAUUUGGGACCUUCGGCGCUGUUUUCACUCUCGCUAGCGUGGCAGGGCCACCUUUGGGAGGUGCUUUCACGGACAAUAUCAGCUGGAGAUGGUGCUUCUACAUCAAUCUUCCACUCGGUGCACUGUCCAUAACAGCUAUCGCUUUCCUUCUUCCCUCCCGUUCCCCCGCGCCAAACAAACUCUACGACGGAAUGACGCUACGACAAAAGUUUCUCAAGCUCGAUUUCGUUGGCGGGUUCCUGUCGCUCACUCUGAUCACCAUGUUGUUAAUUCCUCUCCAAUGGGGCGGGAACACGCGUGAAUGGAACGACCCAGUAGUUAUUGGAUUCCUUGCAGGAUUUGGCGCAUUGCUUGCUCUAUACCUUCUCUGGGAGUGGCACAUGGGUGACUACGCUAUUACUCCGUUCAAGAUGUUCAAGAAUCGAACUCAAUGUGGUGCCUCUCUCGAGCUUUUCUUCAUCUUCUUUGCAUUCCUACUCCUCGUUCUGUACCUGCCCUUCCUUUAUCAAGCUAAAGGCUACACGGCAGUCCAGUCUGGUAUCAACAUUAUCCCGCUCCAAAUUGGAAUCGUGAUAGGAAUAAUUCUUAGCAGUAGCGCUAUCCGUGCAACCGGCAAAUAUAAGCCGUGGCUCAUUGCUGGUCCUUGGGUCGCAGCAAUCACAGGCGGUCUGUUCUUCACAGUCGACGUUCAUACUUCGAAUGCCAAGAUCAUUGGCUACCAGAUCCUAUUCGGAUUCGGUACGGGCACAGCUCUCCAAAACACACUUUCCAUUCAAGCCGAGUUCAGCGAUCAACCCGAGCUAAUUCCACAAGCCAGUGCCAUCGUUAGUUUCACCCAACUUGUCGGAGGAACCCUCGGGAUCGCAGUCGCCGGGACGAUCUUUUCAAACAAUCUGGUUCACAGUCUCUCGGGUCCAUUCAGUGACAGUCUCGGUCCCGAACUCGUUCGCGCGGUGCGACAGAGUGUAACCGCCAUCUUUAGCCUUCCCGAACAUCUACGCCAGUCGGUCGUCGACGCAUAUGUCGAUGCGGUGGCGACAAUGUUCAUUGUUAUUGCGCCCGUGAUGGCCCUUGCGGGUAUUUCUGCGUUUGUCAUUCGGGAUUGGAACCUCAAGGAGCGUGGGGCUGUCGCCGGAGGUGUGUCUGGAUGA